AUGAGUAAAACUACCAAAGAUGAAUCUGCUACUGAUAAGCAAACGCUAAGUCAUACUGAACAACAUUAUUUCGAUUCAUAUGAUCAUUAUGGUAUCCACGAAGAAAUGUUACAAGAUUCAGUUCGUACUUUAUCCUAUAGAAACGCUAUCAUUCAAAACAAGGAUUUCUUUAAGGAUAAAAUUGUCUUAGAUGUCGGCUGUGGUACUGGUAUUCUUUCCAUGUUCGCUGCUAAACAUGGCGCUAAACAUGUCAUCGGUGUCGAUAUGUCUAGUAUCAUUGAAAUGGCUAGAGAAUUGGUCGAAUUGAAUGGAUUCUCAGAUAAGAUUACUUUAUUACGUGGUAAAUUGGAAGAUGUCGAAUUACCAUUUAAGAAAGUCGAUAUCAUUAUCUCGGAAUGGAUGGGUUAUUUUUUACUUUAUGAAUCUAUGUUAGACACUGUCUUAUAUGCUCGUGAUAAUUAUUUAGUUGAAGGUGGGUUAAUUUUCCCUGAUAAAUGUUCCAUCCAUGUUGUUGGAUUAGAGGAUUCUGAAUUCAAGCAAGAAAAGAUUAAUUACUGGCACGACGUUUAUGGAUUUGAUUAUUCCCCAUUCAUCCCAUUAAUUAUGAGGGAACCUAUCGUGGACACCGUGGAGAGUACUUUGGUUAAUACCACCAGAUGUAAAUUAAUUGAAUUCGAUUUAAAUACAGUCACAUUGGAAGAUCUUUCGUUCGAAGCUAACUUUCAAUUGGAAGCUAAAAGGAAAGAUUGGAUCAGCGGUCUCAUUUGCUGGUUCGAUACCGUUUUUCCAGCCCCAAAGGGUAAGAAACCAGUGGAGUUUUCUACUGGUCCACAUGCUCCAUAUACUCAUUGGAAACAAACCGUUUUUUAUCUAAGUGAUGAUUUGGAAUGUGAAGUCGGUGACGUAUUAAAGGGUAAGUUGAUCUGUUCCCCAAACGAUCGUAACAACAGAGAUUUGGAUGUUAAAAUUGAUUACGAAUUUGUCCCUAAGGGGUCCAAAGAAAGAGCAAAGAAGAAUGAAAACACCUAUUUGAUGCAUUGA
Molecule: messenger RNA, 1041 nt
Organism: Naumovozyma dairenensis CBS 421
Lineage: Eukaryota; Fungi; Ascomycota; Saccharomycetes; Saccharomycetales; Saccharomycetaceae
Gene: HMT1
Product: protein-arginine omega-N methyltransferase HMT1
Exons: 1
Coding region: 1-1041 (346 amino acids)
Biological process (GO): peptidyl-arginine methylation
Cellular component (GO): nucleus
Molecular function (GO): protein-arginine N-methyltransferase activity
Source: RefSeq, a predicted model, not a curated record